Messenger RNA from Clonostachys rhizophaga, 1332 nucleotides. The record is from the annotation of a GenBank genome assembly. Lineage: Eukaryota; Fungi; Ascomycota; Sordariomycetes; Hypocreales; Bionectriaceae.
AUGGGCAACGACAUCGGAGUCCAAGAAAUAGUCGCAGAGCUUCCCAGCUCUGCAACUCUACCGGUGAAACGGAUAUGGUAUCGUCGGGUUUUCUUCCAGGCGACAAUCGUGGGAUUUUGUGCAUUUCUUGCACCUGGCCUCUACAAUGCAAUGCAAUCAACAGGAGCGGGCGGAGCACAGACUCCGUAUCUUGUCAUGGGUGCGAACGCAGUUCUCGGAGUUAUGAUGGUCAUCACUUGUUCUCUUGGAAGUGUGGUCGCGAACAGGAUCGGUUUGAAGAAUGCGUUGAUCUUUGGCACCACGGGCUACUGUAUCUACGCUGCAGCUUUGUAUACCAAUAAUCGCUACGGGACAGAGUGGUUUGUCUAUUUCGGAGCUGCCGCUUGCGGUAUCACUGCUGGUAUUUUCUGGGCCGCAGAAGGUGCCAUCAUGAUCAGCUAUCCUGUCGACUCUCAAAGAGGCCGAUAUUUGGCCUACUGGCUUGCAUACCGUAAUGGUGGUUCCAUCGUUGGUGGCAUCAUCAACCUCGCUUUCAAUUACACUGGGAAAGCGACUGGAAAGCUCGACUGGAGAACAUAUCUCGUUUUUGUUGCUCUUCAAUGUAUUACCCCCUUCGUGGCACUUCUCUUGUCACCGGCAGACAAGGUUCAGCGAAGUGACGGAAAAGCUGUCGAAACCGCCGAAAGAAUCCAUACCCUGGAAGAGCUGAAGGAAGUUGGCAAAAUUCUUGUCCGAAAGGAUUUCCUCCUAGUUGUUCCCUUUUUCUUCUACGCCACAUUCCUCUUGUCUUAUGCUGGAUCUUUUCUGUCCCUUUACUUCAGCGUUAGAUCGCGAGCGUUAGCUUCCCUUGUGUCUGCUCUAGCUCAGAUAGCGGCCAACAUCUUGUUCGGAAGCUUCCUUGAUUGGAAACGCUUCUCGUUGCGACAACGCGCUAUAAUUGCAUACGUCUUCAUGAUGACGCUUUUUGGCGGUACCUGGGUGUGGGGAGCAGUUGUGCAGCAUGAGUACGGCCUCAAUAAGCCAGCUUUGGACUGGGAUGACGCUGGUUUUGGCCGCGGAUGGGCGUUGUACAUUAUCCUGCAGGUGAAUUUGGAUCCGGCCGAGAUCGUUCGCCUAACCUCGACCGUUCGCGCUGUAGAGGCAGCUGGAGGAGCUGUUGCAUCGGGAAUCAGCUCUACCAAAGCACCCUUACUUGCAGCGUUGGGUGUAAACUUUGGCCUCUGGGCUGUCGCAGUGAUCCCAACAUACUUCGUUGUUCGCACCGUCGGGACUGGAAAAGGGUUUGAGAGGACAGAAAGGGCUGAUUCAGAUGAGACUGAUAGCACGAAGUGA